AAAUUUUUGAAGGGAUUAUCAUGGGCUACAACUGCCAAGGCUGCUGCAACAAAGGUCAGAUAAUGAAGCAACAGAGAGAUAGAAUAGAAGACCUUGAAGAAGAAGUAAGGAACAAAAAGAGGAGAUGCAAGAGACUACAGAAGACAGUUAACAAGUUAAACAGUGGUCAGUACACACCUCGCUAUCUAUGGGACAAAGAGAGUGACGAUGAUAGUGGUAGUGAGGGUGGAUAUAAUCAAGAUGAGAGUGAUGAAGAUCAAACCUAUGGAAGUGAUGAUUCUGAUAAUGAGAACCAGGAAUGCAAUUCAUGUGAAGAGAAGCAACAGGAAAUUGAUCAUCUCCAAUCCAGGUUAAUUGAUAGCCAUACUAUGUUAUUAAAUGCUGAUAAGGAGGCUCAAAAGAGUAAGAGUGAAAUCGAACAUCUUAAUGCAAAAAUUACUCAACUCAAGGAGCAAUGUAACUCAUUUAACCUUCAAGCUCAGCAAAUAGAAGAAUCUUGUGGCUCACAAAAAGAAGAAUUUUUGCAGAACAAGAAAGAUUUAGAGUUUUUCAAGAAAGAAGUUAGAAAUUUUCAGAAAGAUAAGGCCAGACUUCAAAAUGUUGAAAACCAGGCACAGACAUCUACUUAUGAAUUACAAAGUCAAACAGUUGAAAAGGAUAACAGAUCCUCAUUCAACAAUACAUUGACAAGGGACCAUCAUCUGUUGGAGUUAUUACUGGAGAAAGACUUGCAUAUCUCAGCACUCGAGAAAUCAUGCUCAGCAGGAGAAUGCGCAGGUGCCACAAAGAAAAGAUCUUCACUCGAUUCCAAUUAUAAGAUCUGGUUCACAAAACUAAUGAAACAACUGAAGGAAUCAGUGCAAUGCCCGAUCUCACUUUGCCCCAUAACCUCUCCUGCUAUAUGUCCAUCAGGGAUCACUGUAGACAAGCACGUCUUCACAAAGCUAGUCCAGGACAAGAGCAAGGACCCAUUCACUAAACUCUCCACUUGCAAGACCUUUAUCCCGAACAGGCACAUGACUGAGAUCCUCACUAUAUUAUCAGAGUUCAGCAGUAUUCAGGCGUAAGCAUAAAUUUGGAUUUUUAAGUAGAAGAGGG
Moneuplotes crassus is the source of this 1098-nucleotide messenger RNA. The record is from the annotation of a GenBank genome assembly. Lineage: Eukaryota; Ciliophora; Spirotrichea; Euplotida; Euplotidae.